CAUUGCGAAGGGUCAAUUUGCUAGAAACACUUUAUGCGCUGUACGUCGUUAUGUCGCUCUACUAUGAUCACGACCUGCGCGGCUCAUUCACCAAGUUUGUGCUACACGUUGCGCAAGGUAAUCUCCGCACUUGUGUUAGUACCUAGGUGUCACAAUUUUUGUUCAAUGAGUGAAUCGUUUAUUUGAAAGCCUACUUCGUCUGUAUAUAUAUGACAAAUAUCCCACUGAUAUAGCUCAUACUGAAUUAGAAUCUCCUAGCUUUCAGGACACUUUACAAACGGAUUUGGCAAUGUCCGCUCAAUCACUGCUUUCUACCGAUGCCGCUUUCGUUGAGGCUUCACGGCCAGACGAACAAGAUACACAAAUUUCCAACAACAAAGCCUCAGCACCAUUAUCCACAUCUACACACCAAUCGAUGGAAUCAUCCAGCCAUUACAUACCCUGCUACCCCUGCGAGACUGUCGGUCCCGUAACCCAUACCCAUUUCACCCGCCCUACGACUACCUACUGGCAAGAAAUAAUUCCCACAUCCUCCGUUGCAUCCCUCCCAUAUUCAACAGCUCCUCCCUACCAAUACUCCUUCGCGGCAUCUCUCACUCCAUAUACAAGCUUGCUUCUUCCUAUCAGACCACUAGGCGAGGCAACUAAUGGCAUUGCUGUUUGUUCAUUGGCAUUACCGCAUGCUUCGAUGACGGUUGUGAAGGAACUGGCCAGGAUUGUGGCGAGCAAGAUAAGGAAAUUCAAUCCAGAAGUUGUGAUGGGAUUGCCAACUGGUGGAUUGGUUUUGGCGCCUUUUGUGGCGGAAGAACUAGGAUUUGAUCGCCACAUCCCAUGGGGUUACUCCAAGAAACCCUGGUAUGGAGACGAACUCACCACCAAGAUAUCAUGUCUUUUCGACAAACCAGGCCAAGGACCACCGGUCUAUCUCGAUCCUAAUCUUUUGCCGUUGAUUAAAGGGAAGAGAAUAGCGUUGAUUGACGACGUGAUUAGUUCUGGGACGACCAUAAGCGCUAUGUUGAAAUUUUUGACUGAUAAGGAGGUUGUUGAUGAAGAGGCACCGAGUGGAGUAACGGAUGGUGAGACUAGAAAUGGGGCAGCGGAUGCUAAGACCAGAGAGGGUUGGAUGGGAUUGAAUGUUGUUUGCGUUGGGGUGGGAAUGUUGCAGGGAGACGUGUAUAAGAAAGAAUUGCGUGCAAAUGUUGUGAGGAUGAUAGUAGGAGCUGUGGAAAGUCCAUUAUUGAAAGCAGUUGAAGGAGGGUGGAUUCAAAGAUAAAGUUUGGUAGUAAAUCCGUGGGUGUAGUUGCGUAGUUAGGUGAUCCCGUUGUCGUCAAAAAAAGGGAUGGAGAUUAGAAUAAUGUUACAUAAUACCGACCAGUUGGCCCAAAUAGAGAAUUAUUG
Molecule: messenger RNA, 1398 nt
Organism: Botrytis byssoidea
Lineage: Eukaryota; Fungi; Ascomycota; Leotiomycetes; Helotiales; Sclerotiniaceae
Exons: 3
Coding region: 290-1273 (327 amino acids)
Source: RefSeq, a predicted model, not a curated record